Messenger RNA from Emys orbicularis (European pond turtle), 1434 nucleotides. It is a transcript of the gene ANKRD65, whose product is annotated as ankyrin repeat domain 65. NCBI's taxonomy places the organism in Eukaryota, Metazoa, Chordata, Testudines, Emydidae. The annotation marks the transcript as partial. Gene Ontology annotation, molecular function: protein binding. The transcript is spliced from 4 exons. The record is from RefSeq and is a predicted model, not a curated record.
AAUGCCAGUGGGCCGGCACCGAGGAACAACCCAGCGAUAACCAAAGCUUGCAAAGGCUACCACUACGGAAACGACCCUGCGAUAACAAACCAGCGUGUGAAGUCUCGCACUGAGCAACAGCACUACCAUAACAAGUUGUGCGUACAGCCGCGCCCGCCGGAGCCACCUUACGCACGUGACUGUGGCAGGAAAAUGAUUGGAAUGAGAGCAGAGGCCGAGUUCCUGAGGAGGUGGAUGGAGCUGAGUGAGGAGAUGACCCUGGAAGGAGAGUCGAUGGGGAACAGCUCUGAAUCUGGCAUUCAGCUCAUGGAGAAUAACUCACCAUCCGCCCCUGUGCACCCGGGCUGGAGAGAGCUUCACCUGGCAGCUUGGGACGGCAACGCCCACCUGAUGAAGCAGCUACUGAGGCAGGGGGCAGUGAUAGAGAGCAGGGAUGAGAAUGGAUGGACGCCCUUACACAGUGCCACGCUGAAGGGGUCCAUCAUGCUGGUGAAGUUCCUGCUGCAGCGCGGAGCCGUGGUCCAUGCCACAGACAGAGCACACUACACCCCGCUGCACCACGCCUCUUGGAGUGGCCAUACCCAAGUGGCUGAGUUUCUCCUGGCUCGGGGAUCCCCAGCAUCAGCCGUGACUAAAGGGGGCCUCACCCCACUUCACUGUGCAGCAGCCAGCGGUCACACCCUCAUCGUGCAGUUGCUCCUACGGCAAGGCACAGAUCCUGCCAGCGGGGACAACAACCGGUGGACGGCACUGCACUGGGCGACUAUGAACAGCCAGCUGCAUAUUAUGGACUUGCUGCUUUGCCAGGGUCUCUCCCCAGACCUGGGCAGUAACGGAGGCAUCACAGCAUUGCACAUCGCGGCAGAGACGGGAAGAAGUGAUGCUCUAAGGUUCUUGCUAGCCAAGGGUGCCAACAUCAAUGCUCAGGAUGGGCUGGGGAGAACAGCACUUGCCAUUGCAUCCAAUAAUGGCAAUCAAGAGAUUACAGAACUGUUGCUGAAAAGCAAAGCUGAUGUGAACAUGAAGGACCACUACGGCUGCACGGCACUCCACAAGGCAGCAGCUGCGGGACACUUGGCCCUCGUCCACCUGCUGAUUAAGACAGGAGCUGUUUCCAACAUUAGGGACUGUCUGAAUCUGACUCCACUUCACAGAGCUGCCUGUCGUGGGCACAGCGAGGUAGCUAAUUACCUUCUGGACCAUGGAGCUGAGAUCAAUGCAGCCGGCUGGCUAAACAAAACCCCGCUGCACUUGGCUGUGGAAAAAAAUCACUUCCUUUUAAUGGAGCUGCUGCUGGGGAAGGGGGCAAGUCUGUCCCUCAGAACUCGCUGGCAUGAAACGGCACAGGAUCUAGCAUCAGACAGGGUCCUACCUGCGGGCACUCCGUCCACUUCCCAGGAGAAGAUGACAAGCUGCAAUCCGGACCUGAACUAG